Tarenaya hassleriana is the source of this 1628-nucleotide messenger RNA. RefSeq names its product developmentally-regulated G-protein 3. NCBI's taxonomy places the organism in Eukaryota, Viridiplantae, Streptophyta, Magnoliopsida, Brassicales, Cleomaceae. Gene Ontology annotation, biological process: cytoplasmic translation. Gene Ontology annotation, molecular function: GTPase activity; GTP binding. Gene Ontology annotation, cellular component: cytoplasm. The transcript has 10 exons. The coding region runs from base 135 to 1241 and encodes 368 amino acids. The record is from RefSeq and is a predicted model, not a curated record.
CUAAUUCGCGUCACUAAUCUGGCGGUGAAGCAGAAACCCUAAGAUUCUUCUGGAUUCCGGCGAUCUUCUGUUGAGUGUCUUUUCUUUCCUCUGCCUCUAAGCGGCCCCCGUGUGAGCUCUUUGCUGCUGCAACAAUGGCGACCGUUAUGCAGAAGAUAAAAGAAAUCGAAGAUGAGAUGGCGAGGACCCAGAAGAACAAAGCCACGGCGCAUCAUCUGGGUUUGCUAAAGGCUAAACUUGCGAAGUUGCGGAGGGAACUCCUUACCCCAACUUCCAAAGGUGGUGCUGCUGCUGGAGAAGGUUUUGAUGUUACGAAAAGUGGAGACGCUAGAGUUGGUCUGGUUGGGUUUCCUUCCGUUGGCAAAUCCACGCUCCUAAACAAGUUGACAGGAACGUUUUCUGAGGUUGCUUCAUACGAGUUCACCACAUUGACAUGCAUUCCCGGUGUUAUCAUGUACCGUGGAGCUAAAAUUCAGUUGUUAGAUCUACCCGGUAUUAUUGAGGGUGCUAAGGAUGGAAAGGGUAGAGGACGGCAGGUUAUAAGUACUGCGAGGACGUGCAACUGCAUCUUAAUAGUUCUUGAUGCCAUAAAACCAAUAACUCACAAGCGUCUCAUCGAAAAAGAGCUCGAGGGAUUUGGAAUAAGGUUGAACAAGGAGCCUCCAAAUCUUACAUUCAGGAAGAAAGACAAAGGUGGUAUCAAUCUUACUUCUACUGUCACUACCACACACCUUGACCUAGACACUGUCAAGGCGAUUUGCAGUGAGUACCGGAUGCACAAUGCUGACAUCACCCUUCGGUAUGAUGCAACUGCUGAUGACCUCAUUGACGUCAUUGAGGGCAGUCGGAUAUAUAUGCCUUGUAUCUAUGUUAUCAACAAGAUCGAUCAAAUCACAGUUGAAGAGCUCGAAAUUCUGGACAAACUGCCUCACUACUGCCCUAUCAGUGCUCAUCUGGAAUGGAACCUGGACGGUCUGCUGGAUAAGAUAUGGGAAUAUCUUAAUCUAACUCGGAUUUACACUAAACCUAAGGGAAUGAAUCCAGAUUACGAUGAUCCCGUUAUCUUAUCUUCCAAGAGGAGAACCGUUGAGGAUUUCUGCACCCGGAUUCACAAGGACAUGCUUAAACAGUUCAAGUAUGCUCUUGUAUGGGGUUCAAGUGCCAAACACAAGCCUCAGAGAGUUGGAAAGGAACACGAGCUCGAGGACGAGGAUGUGGUUCAAAUCGUCAAAAAGGUAUGAUCUUUGACAAGGACUCGUGAUGGGCAGUGCAAAGAAAUCGUCUUUUUGCUCGUAUCUUGAGAAAGUUUUUCUCGAGCCGGAACAAAAGAUCCAUAGGUGAAACCUCGAAAGAGGAUUUUGUUACUUCCUAUGCAGAGACCAGAGACAUUUGCUUUCGUCGUUCUCGUUCUACAUUUGCAUUGUAUAUCCAAAAAAAACCUCAUCUCGUCAUGUUGUCGUUUGGACAGAGAUUCUCUCUCUUUUUUCAGUUUUGUCAUGGCUUUAGAUCUUGGGGGUGGUUCUCUUCUCGCGUCUGGUCGUCGUCCUUUAAUGGGAAUGAAUAUACGUGAUUGAUUCUGGUGUUAAGCUUGUCGGACUUUUUUGAUGUUUAAUUAUUUUACGUUCGCA